CAAACCCACAGGAUCCAACGAUUGCCGGGCGGUCUCCGCCGUGUCUUUCUCUCAUGGCCGGCUGCGAGAGCGAGGCCAGCGAGGCGCAGCCAUCAAGAGAUGAGAGGGAAGCAGAAUCGUUGCAUUUGCGUUUGCAAAUCGACAACGGAUCAGGUGUCCAACGAGCUGAUGUUCACUUGCCCCGCACUGCUCAAGUGGUAGAGCUGAAGGAGCGCGAACAUCUGGGUGUGGACGUCUCCAGCGGAUGGCGAGUCCGCUUUGUUUUUCGUGGACGUCUUCUGAGCGAAAGCGAGCCAUUGUCACAACUGCCUAGUGGGGCUUGCGUACAAUGCUAUCUACAACCACUGCCUGUGGAGCAUGUAGAGGCAGAUCCUGAUCCGCUUCUUUUGUCUUGGGCAAGAUUGGCUGGAGUUGGACGUGCGCUCCCGCCAGAGAAGUGGCAGGAUGUGGUUUUCCAUUCGGCCAUCAUUGUCGGCUUAGCCGCAGCCUGGUCCCUUUACUUGGCCUCUCCGAAUGCCUUCGACCUCUUCAGUCGCUCCUUCCUUCGCUUCCUCUCGGCAGCUUGGGUCCUGGCGUUCAUCGGAGAUUUCGUGAUUACUCCAGGACUUCCUGCCCCACUGAGACGGCGCCCUUGGCAGACUCGUACACCGAGACGGGCUCCCUGAAUAAGGGAGCGGUGUCUCACGACACAAUUGCUGGGGGGGAGACUCGC
Molecule: messenger RNA, 712 nt
Organism: Durusdinium trenchii
Lineage: Eukaryota; Dinophyceae; Suessiales; Symbiodiniaceae
Source: the annotation of a GenBank genome assembly